AAAGAUUUUUCAGUUACCACCCAUCCUACGCAGUCCGAGUCAAGCACCUCCUCCUCGCGGUCUGUUUCAGAGCGCCCCCUCAAACACGGCUGGGAGCUACUAGCCUAACACAAGCUAACUAGUCAAGCGUGAGACCGAGACAUUAUCAAGAAAACAUCAAACUAGCUAGCUACCUAUUGGCCAGGUGGUCUGGUCUCUUCUGUCUGUUUUCAGGAAACAAGUUAUGUAACAUGGAGAUAUGAUCACGUGGGAACACUAACCCUAUGAAGUCAUGGCAGCAAUCCGAAAGAAACUGGUCAUAGUGGGAGACGGAGCGUGCGGGAAGACCUGUCUGCUCAUCGUAUUCAGUAAAGACCAGUUCCCAGAGGUCUACGUGCCCACUGUCUUCGAGAACUAUGUCGCUGACAUUGAGGUCGACAGCAAACAGGUUGAGUUGGCACUAUGGGAUACAGCAGGCCAGGAGGACUAUGAUAGGCUCCGUCCCCUCUCUUACCCAGAUACUGAUGUCAUCCUCAUGUGCUUCUCCAUUGAUAGCCCCGACAGUUUGGAAAACAUCCCGGAGAAGUGGACUCCAGAAGUCAAACACUUCUGCCCUAACGUUCCCAUUAUCCUAGUGGGCAACAAAAAGGACCUGCGUAACGACGAGCACACCCGCAGAGAGCUAGCCAAGAUGAAGCAGGAGCCUGUGAAGCCAGAGGAGGGGCGUGACAUGGCGAACCGGAUCAGUGCCUUCGGCUACAUGGAGUGCUCCGCAAAGAGCAAGGAUGGGGUGAGGGAAGUGUUUGAGAUGGCCACGAGGGCGGCGCUACAGGCCCGGCGGGGGAAGCAGAGACAUAAAUGCCUCCUACUGUAAAAGGAGGGAAGGCGUGAGGGACACGGCCUCCCACUGGGUACAAGGGGAACGAUGGAAGAUAAGAAAUUAGGUCUAUUCCCCCCUUCGCUCCAAAAAAAAGACUGUGCUCACCAGUUUUUACUAAAGGUGUAAUGCUUUUAAUUUUCUGUCUUAAAGCAAAACAAGUUAAAUAGUCAUGGUUUUGUCAGUAUUCAAUGUUGAUGAUGGGGGUUAUGGAAAUGCUUUUUUGUACUUGUACAUGAGUGAAUCUGCCAUAUCAACAUUUCCCUUGUGAACCUGUACGGCCAUGUAACUGAUGUAGUCAGCCAGAGGUGUGUGUCAUUAGUCCAAAACGUUCUGCAAUGGAAACUUAAUUUCUAAUGGACAAAUUCAGGUCGGUCCCUCCCCGUUUUUGAUCUGUUUGGUUCCUAGUGAAUACACCCCAGGGGAUCUAUUGUUGUGUCAUACCUGCCAAUUAAGUGCUUGAGCCCUGCCCACUGAACUGAGGAUCAUUUCCACAGCCAAUCAGGGAGGGGUACCUAUACACUGUGACCCAUAGUCUUUAUGAUUCUUUUGUAAUUUUUGAUUUAUGCACAGGCAUAAAAUUGUUGAAAUAAAUGUGCUUCAUAUAAAA
Messenger RNA from Oncorhynchus nerka (sockeye salmon), 1466 nucleotides. RefSeq names its product transforming protein RhoA-like. Gene Ontology annotation, molecular function: GTPase activity; GTP binding; protein kinase binding. Gene Ontology annotation, biological process: small GTPase-mediated signal transduction. Gene Ontology annotation, cellular component: cytosol. Bases 272 to 853 code for a protein of 193 amino acids. The transcript is spliced from 6 exons. Lineage: Eukaryota; Metazoa; Chordata; Actinopteri; Salmoniformes; Salmonidae. The record is from RefSeq and is a predicted model, not a curated record.